Messenger RNA from Oncorhynchus nerka (sockeye salmon), 8270 nucleotides. RefSeq names its product tight junction associated protein 1 (peripheral) (gene tjap1). The coding region runs from base 743 to 2836 and encodes 697 amino acids. Gene Ontology annotation, biological process: Golgi organization. The transcript is spliced from 11 exons. Gene Ontology annotation, cellular component: trans-Golgi network. The record is from RefSeq and is a predicted model, not a curated record. NCBI's taxonomy places the organism in Eukaryota, Metazoa, Chordata, Actinopteri, Salmoniformes, Salmonidae.
CCUAGGAUUACCCAGCGUACCCCGCGGGUAAAGAUGGCGAUAGAUGAAGAGGGUAGGAGAUCAACUUUGGCCGGGAACAACUAUACCUGAAUUUCGGUUUUAUAGAGAAUAAACCGUUAGUUAUCGGUUGUGUAAUUGCUUAAUGGUUAGGCACUUAUAUCAUUGUCAUUAUUGAGUCUAGUCUACGCAACGUGAUCGAAUAAUUACAGCGCAUGAGCUUCCUUCCUACCAAACUGCAGACAGCGUCCGUCCUAAGAAGAGCGGAUAAAGUUUAUUACGGAUCUGACUCAGCCCUCUGACACUGAUUUUUUAAAUUUUAUUAUUUGGGGUAACUAUAACAACAGACAUUAAACAGGUUAUCGGUAGCCCAGAGGUUCACAUGCCAAGAAAGCGAGGAGGAGGAGGGGCAGGAAGAGGAGCCAGAGGGGACACACCCAGGGCGAUCAGUCUGGAACACGUAGAAUAUACUCUUAAAGAAUGCCUGUGACUUAAGAACCUGUGGAUGAGGACGUCGCUGGAGUACCUCAGAGUUUGGAGAAUUUGGCAGUACAUCCAACCGGCCUCACAACCUCGGGCCACAUGUAAUCACGCUAGCCCAGGACCUCCAUAUCCGGCUUCUUCGCCUGCUGGAUUGUCUGAGACCAGCCACCAGAACGGACAGCUGAUGAAACUGUGGGUUUGCACAACUGAAGAAUCUCUGCACAAACUGAAUAACCGACCGGACAGACGCUGAGCACCAAGGAUGACGAGCGCUACCCCGGCCAGGAAGCCGUACCGCAAGGCUCCGCCUCAGCACCGCGAGUCGCGCAACAACUUGCCCUCGUUCCUAGAGGACCUUAGUGGGAGCACGCCGCCUGCGCUUGCCAACACCGCUGGUCCCAACCCUCCUGACCCCUGCCAGGACUCCUUAUCAGAUGCAGACAGGAUCAAGAUCCUGCAGCAGCAGAAUGAAGAGCUUCGCCGGCGGCUCUCCCACACCACCCACAAGAUGGAGGCCAUGGAGACGGAGUUUGAGACCAGCCGCCACUACAUGCAGGGGGAGAUGGGUCGCACGCGCGACGACCUGGAGAAGAUGAGAGACAAGUUCCGCAGACUGCAGAACAGCUACACCGCCUCCCAGAGGGCCAACCAGGACCUGGAGGAGAAGCUUCAUUCCCUGCUCCGUAAGGUGGAGAGAGACAAGAAGACCACGGACCAGGAGAUAGUGGAGCUCACCAACAAACUCCUGGACGCCAAGAACACCAUCGACAAGCUGGAGGAGUUGAAUGAGCGCUAUCGGCAAGAUUGCAAUUUGGCCGUGCAGCUUUUGAAGUGCAAUAAGUCCCAUUUCAGGAACCACAAGUUUGCAGAUCUGCCCUAUGAGCUGCAGGACAUGGUGAACAAGCACAUGAAGGCCAGUCUGCCGGAUAAGAGUUCCCAGGGGGCCCAGGGCCAGGACUCCGACACCAUGAGCCUGACGCCUGCCGACGUGGUGCCCACCUCCGUCAUCGCCCGUGUACUGGAGAAGCCUGAGCCUCUGGUGCUCAACUCUGCCCAGUCCAGCAGCAGCGCAGGCCGACCCCAGGCAGAGGACGUGUUUGUGCAUGUGGACAUGACGGGGCCCCAGGCCGAGGCAGGAAGAGGGGGUCGAGAGAAUGGGGGUCCCCGCCACAGCAGCAGAGUCUCAGCCCAAAGCAACCAGGCACAAGAGCUCCUCCAGCAGAACGGAAUGUGUCGGAGCCAGAGCAGCCUGUCAGCAGACGGCCAGCCAGGAGAGGAGGGUGGUGGGGCCUUUGAGAAGCUCAACCCCUACCCAGCCCCCCCUCCGCCCCAUCCCCUCUACCCCGGCCGCAAGGUGAUCGAGUUCUCCUCGGACGACAAGGUGAAGAUCCCCAAGAACAGCCCCCUGCCCAACUGCACCUACGCAACGCGCCAGGCCAUCUCCCUCAGCCUGGUGCAAAAUGACGAGGAGAACGAGCGCCAGCGCACUGUGCCCAACAGCCCCGCUGUGUCGGACGGGGGCUGGCGCUCUGGGGCUUCCUCCUCCUCAGGGGGAGGGGGGCAGCGUGACCCCUGCCGCACACCUACUCAGCUGGAAACAGCAGACCCCAUUUCCAGUCAGUCCAGCCCCUUCAGCAGCCCCCCUCAGCCCCCCAGCGCCUUCGCCAGCUCAGGCAGCUCUGAGGAGGACCUGCUGGCCAACUGGCAGCGCAUGUUUGUGGAGAAGAUGGCACCAUCCUCUGAGGGCACCCUGGUCAACCGCACCUCCUUCAGCAGCGAGACAGUCAAGGACCUGGAGAGGACCCGGACCUGCAAGCCAGGGGGCGAGGGAUCCCACAGGGGGGCACUACUGGGAGCCUACUCGGACGGGGAGGAGGGGUCCUCCACUCGCAGCUGGACAGCUAGCCGAGAGUCCAGCCUGGACACUGACACCAGCAGCAUGGCUGACCUCCGCAACAGGAGGGGACAUUACGGAGCAGACUUCUCCACAGAGGAGAACGAGCAGCUGCUGAGGGCCCUGGACAACGACCAAGACGACGCCAGUGGCGACACCGUGUCAACGGCCAUCACUGUGGAGACCAGCCUGGCGGAGGCCAAGAGGAAUGAGUUUGUGGAGGAGACGGGGUCUGUAGGCAGCUCUGCAGAGGAGAGAGACAUCCUGCCCCAGGACUUACCUGUCAUCGUACCCAGGGUCCUGGCAGGGCUAGAGGACUACACAGAGAACACCCCUCCCCUCCCCGGCAACUCCUCCACUUCCGGCCGACCCCUGAAGAGCCCAAAGAGGAUGGGAGUACACCACUUGCACCGCAAAGACAGCCUGACUCGGGCACAGGAGCAUGGUAACCUGCUGGACUGAGACCUAGGGGACUUUUUCCUCUCACUUCAUAUGUCGUCUGACAGACUAACUCUUCUCUGCGGGCUCUCUAUCUUACCAGCAAGGAAGGAUGAUUCGAGUCGACCAACAUACCUACGUGUCGGUCCUACCUUUGUCCGCGCUGCUGUCUCUCAUGAGUUUAGUCAGGAAAUAUGCACAUUCUCUAAUAACUACAUUCAAGAACUGAUUCUUUGGAGAUCUGUGCAAUGCCUGCCAGUUGAAUGGCAAAGUUCAUAGCGUUUCCUCUCUUGCCACUGUGAGCUGCAAACCUCUCCAGUAGCAGAACAAAGGGUCCUACAGGAGGUUUGUUUUUUUCUCUCUCAAACACUCCGAACUGUUGCCGGAGGAGAAGGGCGACUCCAGGAUAUAGCCAUACCGUGUAAUUUCCUGUGUGUAAACAUCCAGCCAGUGUGUUUUCAUGGAACAGCCGAGAUGGAGCUACGAUUCAGCUCCUCAUUUGAGAUGAUCGUUGAAAUGCAGGACUGGAAAACAGACAAUGUGGAUGGAGUCGUUGCCUUCUCCCUCCUGUGUUCUCUUUUGCCCUGAAUUUGUGUUCCCCCUCCCUAGAGAAAUGUUACGUCAUGCAGGCAUCUGAUGACAUGUGAACCUUUCCUCCAUCGAUGAAUGGGGGAGAGGAUGAGCACUUGCAAGUGCAUGCUGUUGUCUGGGGUGGAUUGUGGACUGGACCCCCACACAGACUCUGUGCCUAUCCCUCUCUGUCUGAGGGGGUUUGUAACCCCCCCCCCAAUGCCUAGAAAUGUUCUGUUCUGAUCCCCCUCUGAAUUUCCUGCAGUGUGCACUGGUUUGUUGAGCACCCACUCUUAAGGGCUCUCUUCUCUGAAAUUGGUCCACCACACAACAACUAGGAAGGUCACCCUUGAUUCCAGAAAUUCUAGGUCUCACUCUAAAGUUUAUUUUCUAGAUAACAAAAAUACAGUAUUCAUAGAUUUUUUUAUUUUAUUUUGUUCACUUUUAUUAUUUCUUCAAUCACUACUUCAUUCAAAUAAUUUACAUUUUGGCCUUUUUUUAUUUUUAAGCGACCAUUUUAUGCCAGAGGUGUUAACUCAACUAUUUCUAGAGAUAUUAUGACAAUGAUAAUCUUGAACAGUCAAUGUAUUUGUGUUCUCUGAGCUAGAGUAACCUACUAGUGGUGUAACGGUACACAUAUUUGUACUGAACCGGUUUGUACGGGGACCUGGGUUCAAUCCGCACUGUGUACCCAAUUGAAUACAUACAUUAAAAAAAUAUAUCUCAAAAUUGCAAUCCAAAUUCUCAUCUUAAUUUGUGCAUUUCAAACCGUCCUUUUAUGAGGCGCAGCCGGGAACUAGUUCUGUAUGGCGAGUGGUAUGGUCGAUAAACCAGGGAGUCUCCAUCGUUUAAAUCUCCAGUUUUGGAAAAUGUUUGCUUCCUAGUAGAUUACAACAGCGAUGGACAGGGAGAGUAUGUCGCCGCUGCUCAACGAGAAGAGCCUAUGCAGCUGCCAACAUCUCAAACAUGACACAUUUAGGCCAACAUCACCCCAGUAUUCCUACCACCGGAGCAAGACAAGAAACACCAAAAAAAAGAACAACUUCGUCUCUCCUCUACAUUCAAGGAACCCUUCACAGCUGAUUCUGACCGGCCAAAGAAACUACAAGAGCGAUGGGUAUGUUUAUAGCCGCGGAUAUGCGCCCAUUUUCAUUGGUUGAGAAAAUUAGGGGUUUCAGCACCUGGUGAAAGUGCUCGAGCAACAUUACGAUCUUCGCCCUCUCGUACUCAUUUCAGCCAACGGGUAGUUAGUACCCGCUCUAUAUAAGCAAGCUAAAAGCCGAAGUUGUCAAUGAAUUGGCCAAUCCCAACCUGUGUUGCGCUUACUACAGAUUGAUGGGCCUCCAGGGCGACAGAGCGCUACUUAUUAAGUGACAGCCCAUCACAUUACCCUGGAGUGGCAAAUGACAAGUAGCGUGCUACAGACAGGCCCCCUUUAUGAGAGUCACACUCAUGUUUUUCUCCUUGUAAGAAAACCUUAUAGCAUAGGCCUAUACAAUGUCUGAGCCAUGUUUACAUAUUGAUUUUACAUGCAUAUUGCACUUUAUUUUAGUGUUGAUGAGUAAUCGUGUGUUUUCAUUUAAGACAAUACAAAGUGAUAUUCCUGAUUGUGCUCUCAUCAGGUGUUAUGAUUCAUGAUCAUAUAUGGAAUUGGGAAUAACAGCACUUUGUAUUUUCUUAAAUAAACAAUUGAUUUCAUUUCCCCACUGUAAAACCGAACCAUGACCCCCAAAACGGCAAUACAUACCAAACCUUGGGUUUGGUGAACCGUUACACCCCUAUAACCUGAAGCUCUGUGUUCAGAGGGCAACUCAUGUCAUUGUUGUGUGUAAAUAUUCUUUCCAGAACUAGAUAUGGAGAUAUAACAUUGGCUCUAUAAUUGAAGAUCAUUUCACUUUUGUUCUGUCAUUGGAUUUUUGUCAUCACUGUAUUUUCAUUUGGAGAAACAAACAGGCCGGUAAUACUAUUGGUAACUCUACUGUACAUGGUGUAUUACAAUGAAAGACUCAUAUGGCAUGAAAGAUGGAGUCAGUAUUUUUCGGGAAGAACCAAGCCAUCCAUCUCCAGGCAUUUUUUUGUGGAUGCGUUUUUCAAGUAUUCAUUGGGUUCUGGGUGAAAGUAAUUCUCCUUGAAGAUGCCUUCAAUUCUCAUUGUGUACCACUUCUGUGGGUAACGUAUUUGUAUCUCAUACAGCUACAGUACAUGUGUCCAGACCAUCUAUGGGACCAGGGAUAAUGAAAGGCAAAAAGGUCUGUAUGGUAUGACAGCUGGUUGAUGAUGAGAUUUGGGGUAAUUGUAGCGUUGACAAUAUCCUAACCAGGAAAGUAUUUUGGAUUUGGUGUAUUACUCUGUCUCCAUUGUGGGGGUUCACUGAGGAUUUCCUACUUGUACCUGGAUCUGAUAAAUGGCUUGCAGUAUGUAACGUUUAUUUUCACUGUAGUUACUUUUUCAUCCACAUGCCUUUUAUAUGGAUCGGGAAUAUUUAUUCAUUCAUCAAGAGAUUAUUAUUUUUGUGAUUUUAUGAUUUUUUUUCUUUCUCAUUUGGUCCAUUUAUAUUCAAUUGACUAAGUGUUCUGCAUUCAGCCAUGUUGAAUUUGUGUUCAUUUUAAUUCCAUUUGUUCAGCAUCAGACACUCAACUAUGUAGCUUUAGUACAUAAGGAUGAUUUACUGAUGGGAGGGGGAGUGAUUUAUUUUUGUUGCCCUUUCUAACAGCUCUUUGAUUGUGUGGUUAUGAAGUCUACGAUACAGUCCUGCUGUUUUAUUGGUCCUAGAUUGACCGCUCACAGUGGGAGCUCUGCAGUUGCAUCCGUUAUAAGGCAGUAAUCCAGGAUACAGUUGCACGCCUGGUGCGGUGUUUCUCAACCCUCAGACAUGCUCGUGUCCACAUGGUGUCAGACUCUAAUCCGUCUGGUAUUAUGCCACCCUCUAUGGGCUGAUGACGGUGUAAUAUUAUUUCAAGUCCAUUGGCAGGCAGUGCAUGCUGGAACAUAGAAACCACCUGGAGAAAAAUAUAUAUAUUCCUCCUUGAUGUCUCUUGAGCCUGCCCUGUACCUCGUAGAUGUGGGUUUCAGUCCCCUCUAAAAUCUCUGUCCUUAGACCAAGAAGUACAAGACAUAUCAAGGAAAUGGAAACAUUGUUCUGUUUAGUACUGUGCUGCUGCCGGUCACUGGGGUCAUAUAUAUUUGAGAGCUGUAUUCCCUCCUGAGUGAGAUGAGUCCCCAUAUCCCGGUAUAAAAGGUUCUCCACAUACUGUAUCCAAUAUGUUGGAAGCUUUCACUCCUGAUCCCUGAAUAAUUCAACUCCAUUGUGUUGUGUGAUGGGCCGGGACGUGGGAAUGAGGGCUCAGAAAUCCACCUCACUCCACCUAUUUACAGCCUUAAACAUUUAUAUUUUUUAUUUUAGCUAUUUUAUUUUUGCUUAGUCUGCUUAUUGGUCUUUCCAUGAUGUCUAGAUGUGCUGUUAAUAGCCCGUAAUUAAUAGUUGUAACAACCCUUGGCUAAAUUAUUCAUAUUUUAUUACACUCAGAAAUAGGUCUCUAAUACUUCAAAAAGAGAAAGGAGGAAUGGUAGUCUGUCAUGGUCUUGAAACUGGAAAUGUACAUUUUUAAUAUUUAAUGGGCUCAUCAGAUGUGCUGUAGACAAGGUUUUGUGCAAAUACAAAAAUCGAAAUGGGGGAGAGAAAGAGGAUAAAAUGUGCGGGGCUCUAAUUUACUCGGCAUUAUAAAUAGGCCUUUACAUCUGGUCUCCUGCAACUUUAAUGACUCCUCUUUCAAGAAUAUAAUUGAACACAUCUCUGCCCGACACAUCGCUUCUUUGAUCCAAGGUCACCUUCCCAGGAUGCUCCAGUCAUGUGGAGCUUUUUAAAAUUUAGUCUGAAAUGUUGAAAAAUGGCAGCUUCGUCGCUCUCUCUGAUGCGGUGGAAUAAACACACUGAUAAUCCCUCUGUGACGGUGACCGUUAACCGGUAGCUCACAGUUAAUUUGAAGGUGUAGGUUUUAGUCAGAGCAUGACUUAAACAUCCAGUCACAGUUGUCUCCAAUACAAUAUUUACACAGUGCCAAGGGUUUAUUGGAAAUAUUGAUAUUUGACUAACUGGAGCGUGAAGUAUUACAUUAUGCAAUUAGAAAACCCCGGCUCUACAUAUGAAUACAGAAGCAGGGUUUUAUAGUGUAAUCAUACAUUCUGAGCUUGGAAGUUGCAUUUGUGCUCUCGCUCAGCAUUCAUUUCUGCCAGGUGACAAAGCCAGUCCCUGCCCAAGGGCGGUGUUAUUGCAAUGAGAUGGUUCAUGAAUACUAAUAAAGAUGCUGUCUUGUCACAUCAAUGUAUGCAUCCAUUGCUGUUUCUUAUUCACCACGUUUCCUUUUUAUGGUGUUCAGUUGUCAAAUGAUCCCUUUGACAUGAAUGAAAUACAUGUUAAAUACUCUCAAAUACACAUGCCUAAUUCAGGACUUUUAUUUGGCUGGAGGUUGCCUUUUAAAAUAUACGGUGUGAUUGUGCUUAUUGGGGAAUAAUACUGUUAUACCUAUCAUUUGAUUCUAGGGGACACACUGCCGUCUGGUACCGGUCGGUCCCAAACCAAACCCUGUCUAGCAGUCUUGCAUGGAGUUAAGUGUCAAUCAGAUUAUUUUCUCAUACUAAGAAAAGUGUGCUCCGUUGUUCUUUGGUUGCAUAUUAUCGCUCUCCUGAUGCAGUGUCUGUUCAUUCAUAGCUUUGUAGAUUUCCUUUGGAUUUGUAUGUAAGUGUAUGCUUCCAUGGUCAUAUGUAAUCAUGUGAUUAAUUUUUUUUUCUCAAAAGAAUUACUUCUACAAAAGACUGUUAAAACUGAACUCAUUUCUUUCUGAAUUUAACUGAUGUAUAUUUUAAAACAAAUUAAAUAUUUUAAACUUAA